AUUUCUAAAACUUUUAUAUCAUGCCAUUGACCUCCUAAGCUCUGGGUGUGUAUUAGCACAUGGAAUCCUCAGAAGAAGCCUAGGAGGUGGGUUUGACACCAGGGAAGAGGAGGGGCAGGAAUGUAAAGAAAAAUGCAUAACGGUGGACUGUCAUUCUUCUCCUGUCCCUCUUUGUCACAGGGUGAGCUCUGCUAGCAGCCGAAGGUCUCUAGCUUCCUUCUGCUUCCUGCAGAUCCUCCCGGUUCCCCAUCCCACCCACACCACAGCCCGUGGGGCUCCCAGCUCAGACCAGAUCCCAUGGAUCCACGGGAGAAAUGGAACGCAGCGUUGAAUUCUGGGUCUCCCCGGCUGACCAUUACUGCCGCCUCCCAGGAGGUCGUGUUGGUCUCUGAGCCUUGCUCCUCACAACAGCUAAGGAUGAGCUUCAGCGCACCAAGCCCUGGUGCGGGCACCAGUGCCCCUGCGCCUCUGCCCGAGGGGCUGGCCCAGCAGCACUACAGGGAGGAGAAGAGUCUGCUGCGGCAAAGGCGCUGGGAGAGGCUGGGGUUAUCGCAGAAGAAGAAGGGGUUCCGGGGCCAGGGCCACAUGAGACGCAGGCACCGCGACCACAUGGCCCCUUAUGCAGUGGAAAGGAACACCGGAUCGUCUGUAGAUGACAGAGCUCACAGUCGGAUCCGAUGUGAUUGUCGAUACUGCCAGGGCCACGGGCAGCAUGCGGGGGUCUCUGGGGAAAGAAAUGCCACCGGCAGUUCCUCCUCCUGGGACUCGCUGGUACAGGGCCUCAGCGGCUUGACCCUCAGCAUGGGCACCAACCAGCCUGGCCUUCUGCCAGAGGGGGCACAGCAGCAGCAGCAGCUGCCGAGGCUGCUGCCCCCUGAAGAGAGGUGCCCACGGGAGAGACAGCAGGAAAACAAGAAGAUGUUCCAGAGGCUGCUCAAGCAGUGGCUGAAAGACAACUGAAACGGUGGUGCUCAUGGGACAGAGACUGAAGGGAGGCAGACAUGCUGUGUGGUCAGCCCUCUUGGGCACCAGUGAGCUUUCCUCAUAGGACUCCCUAGCCCUGUGCUGACCAGAAUCCUCUCAGCUUGACAGUUCAGUCACUCACAGGAAGUCCCUCAUCUCUCCUGCCUGAUGUUUUAGGAUGGUUGUGAGGCAUUCUGGGGCAUGGGAGACAGCACCCCAGUGGUCCUCACCUCAUCACAUGCUGUCCCUUUCUCUGCCUGGCUCUCCGUCUUUGCUCCCUACCGUGUGCCAGUAAGAUAGAAGCUGUCUCUGUGGUGUGACUGCCUUGUCCAUGUCCAUGUGCUUUUGUGCCAUUUUCUGGACUGCCAACCAGGAGCAGUGCUCUGUCAGUUUGAAGUGGCAGGACGUGACACUGAGAUCCGGGUUCAAGAAUCUGCCACGGAAAGCAAGUGUGGGAAAGGGAUGUCAAUUUGGACCUUGGUGGGUCACCAUUGUACUGUCUUUGUAAAGUAUUAUGACUAUGAUAAACUAACUGUAAGUAAACGUUUUCCUGCUCCUUCACAGUUGAGUGUUCUCCCACACAGGGCUUUUUCAUAGCAUCAGAAAUACCAAAUAAAUGUGCACGUGAAAGGAAACGACCUUAAGAAUUGAGGUUUGUGAAUCGAUAGUGGUUUGUUUCUUAUGGGAUCUGAGAUCACUACCUUGAAAUCCCUGGCCAGUGAACUGGAGCCUGCAAGAGGCACUCAGCACUGGGAGAUGGGGGUACACUGGGUAGAUGGGAAUAGAGUGGUUGGGGAAUGGGAAGAGAGAGAACCUGCUCCAGUCACUGUUGGAGGCAUUGGCAGGGACCAGCCCCUGGAGCAGGCAGCCAGCGAGGUUGUAAGGGAGUCCUCCUGCCCACAGGAGACUGGAAGCAGUCUCUACUUGCCCCGGUAGGAGCCCUGAGGCUUGGCACAGAUGUUCUGGCUGAGGUAUCCCAAGGCCAUUCCUUGUGGCCUGGGGCA
Perognathus longimembris pacificus (Pacific pocket mouse) is the source of this 1967-nucleotide messenger RNA. RefSeq names its product protein FAM156A/FAM156B-like. The coding region runs from base 298 to 960 and encodes 220 amino acids. NCBI's taxonomy places the organism in Eukaryota, Metazoa, Chordata, Mammalia, Rodentia, Heteromyidae. The record is from RefSeq and is a predicted model, not a curated record. The transcript has a single exon.